UUGAACUGAAAAUAAACGUAUGAGGCAGGCCCUAAGUUUAAAGAAUGGAUGGAGAGAAAGUUAUUAAACGUUACCAGUAAAUCAUUUUGCUUACAAAUUAUAGUCUCUUUAAUGAAAACCUUCACAAAUCACAAGAUUACAUUAAAAAAAAUUAAAAAAAAUUGUACUCGCCAUUUCUUGGUCACCAAUCAAUCAGCUGAAAAGUUGAACGAUUGACUCAAUUUUGACCCUUCCACGUCAGCAUCCAAAAUCAUAAAUGGACCCCAAAUUCCAAAAAUACCUCCACGUGUUACACAAAGGACAGCUAAGCGCCAUUCACACAACGCGCAUUAUAGCACCAACAUAACCGACUCACGCUAACCUACGCCUUCUAAGUAUUACAAUCGUCAUUGCUACACCUUAAUAUACUGCGCCACUCUCUUUCACUUCCAUUUUUACAUCUUCCAAAUUUCUGAGUUUUUUUCAAAAAAAAAAAAAAAAAAAAAAAAAGAAAGAAUAUUCUUCUUCUUUAUCUACAAUUAUUUUCUGGGGUUUGUUUUUUGGUUGAAUUGAGCAAGAAUUGAAGAAAAAUGGAAGGGAAAAAGAGGAAAUUUCAAAGCAUUCAAAAAAUUUACGAUGAUGGAGGGGAAAAAGUUUACAAAUUUAAUGUCUUAUUACCUAAUGGGUCGAAUGUAACAUGGACAAAAAGAAACCCAGAAAAUGAGAGAAUUUCUGUUGAUGAUUUUGUUAAAAAAGUUUACCGUGCAAUGUUGAAGCAAGAUGAUUUAAAACCCAGAAGAAAGAUUUUGUGGGAUAGUAAAGAAUUGUAUUUGGAAGAUACUAAGGGUAACAAAUUCAGAAAUCAUAUUUCUUUUAAUGGGUUUUCGCCUAACAAAACCCAUUUUUUGAAGUUGUUUGAUGGUUCUGAUCAGACUGCUGACACCUUUGAGAAUAUGUGGGACUUGACACCAGACACAGAUUUGUUGACAGAACUUCCUGAUGACUAUACCUUUGAGACUGCCUUAGCAGACUUGAUAGAUAAUUCACUGCAGGCAGUGUGGUCAAAUGGCAAAGAUGUAAGGAAGCUUAUUAGUGUUGAAGUUAAUGAGGAUGAAGUUUCUGUAUUUGAUACUGGUCCUGGCAUGGAUGAAAGCGAUGAAAAUUCAAUAGAGAAGUGGGGCAAAAUGGGGGCUUCAGCUCACAGAUCCUUUAAAAAACUUGCAAUUGGUGGAAAACCUCCAUAUCUUAUGCCUUUCUUUGGAAUGUUUGGAUAUGGUGGAACCAUUGCAUCUAUGCAUUUAGGAAGUCGUGCUGAGGUUUCUGCAAAGACCAGAGAGUCCAAGAAGGUUUACUGGCUACGUCUUGAUAGAGAUGCUUUAUUAAAGAGAUCUGGUUCUAGUCAUAGCUGGAAGGCUGCUGGAGGAAUGCGAGAUCCGUCAGAUGGAGAGAUUGAAAUGUCACCUCAUGGAAGUUUCACUAAGAUUGUUAUGAAGCCCAAGUUGAAGCUGCCUGAUAUAUAUCAACUCCAGUGCAAGCUCAAGGAUAUUUAUUUCCCUUACAUUCAGUGUGAUGAGAUAUCAAAGGCUGGGAGGACUACAACAUUAGUGGACUUCGAGAUCAAUGGCGUCAAUUUAGCUGAAAUUGAAGGUGGCGAAGUGGCAGUGACGAAUCUGCAUUCCUGUAAUGGCUUAAACUUCGUUGUAAACCUUCACUUUUCUAUUGAAGAGGGCAAGGAUAUGUCUAAAUCUCCAAGUUCAAGUGCAGCUCGUGAAGGAAAUGCACGUCUGAAGUGUGUUUACUUUCCCAUCAUUGAGGGUAAGGAGAGUAUUGAGAAAAUUUUGGAAAAUUUGAAUGCUGAUGGUUUGGAUAUUAAAGAAGAUUAUGAAACUUAUAGCCGAAUUUCUAUAAGGCGGUUGGGCCGUCUGCUUCCUGAAGCUCGCUGGGAGCUCCUUCCCUUCAUGAAACCUAAACAGAAGAGGGGCGCUAAAGUUGAAAUUUUAAAGAGAUGCUGCAUGAGAGUUAAGUGCUUUAUUGACACAGAUGCUGGAUUCAAUCCAAUACCUUCAAAGACUGAUCUUGCUCCUCAACAUGCUUUCACCAAAGCAUUGAAAGAUCUGGGAGAUGAUACCAAGGAAAAAGCUGUAAAAGUCCAAAUCGAGAGAGAUGGGAAGCAAUUGACAUUGCAACAGCUUGUAAGAGAGUAUCAGGAUUGGAUUUUGCAAAUGCAUGGUCAGUACGAUGACGAAUGCAACUGUGGAGACGAUGAAUCUGUCUUGCUCCUGAGUCCAUCUAACAAAGAAGCACUUGGCAUCACAUCUGAUGUUGCGAGAGUCCAUCAAGCUGUUACUCGGAAGGGAAAAUCCUGGAAUAGGGGACAAAAGGUCAAAAUUUUCAAAGGUGCCUGUCCUGGUCUUUACAAGAACAAUGUGUAUGCGACAAUAGAAUACUUUUUACUCGAAGGCUUUCAAAACGAGGCAGGUGGAGAGGCGCGGGUCUUGUGCAGGCCCCUAGGUGUUAAGGAUGAAGAUGGUAGUGUGCUUACAGCUGAUGCUUCUGGCACAAACUUGGAACUUCGUAAAUCGAAAUCUCUGCCUAUCACUGUGAUAGAUUCAGGAAAGUGUGUUGCUGUAAGUGACAGUGAAUGGAAUUGCCAAUCUGACAAGCAAAAUCUCAAAAUGCCUUCGGCAAUUGAAGUUUUGGGACCAAAGCAAUGCAAAAUAUUAGAUAUUGACGGGGCAUUACCUACAGAUGCUUCAAUUUCUGCUGGAUCAUUACCUCCAAAAGAAGUUGUUGCUAUUCUGCGGCCGUCAAACUUCAGUCCAAGCUGUAAUGCUAAUGAUUUAGAUCAAAAAUACAUUUUAAGGGACAAUUAUGAGAUGUGCCUGGACAUAAAUUUUGAGGCUGAAGAUGGAAAAGGCCUUAAGUUUGAUCUAUUGACUGUUAAAAAUUCAUCUCUUAAAGGAUGUCAGGGUUUUUAUGUUUUUUCAUUAGUUUCCAUCCCAAAUUUGUUUCAAAAAGCUGGGGCGUACUCAUUCUCAUUCUCUCUUAAAAAUUGUACCACUGCAAGUUGUAAAAAAAUUGUGAGGGUCACUGCAUCACCCAAGGUCAAACGAUGGGAACUCUUGAAGGGUAAUGACCAGACAAUUGCAUUGAGAGUGAGUGCAGGCUCUUGCUUCCCACCACUCUCAUUUUGCCGAUAUGAUGAAUUUGAAAACAUUAUUCCAUUCAAGAGUAUUCCACCUAUAGAAUGUCACUUAAUGUCCAAUGAGACGGUGAUAUCCCACUUACAGAAUGUGAAGGUGGAACUAUCAUCAGAUAUGCAUAGAAUGACUGUUGUGAAUGCAAGGAUUAAAACUGAUAAGCUAGACAUUAUUCGCCCAAGUUAUGAAGCUACGUUGGCUUUGUCUCUGCCUCAUAAUAAGGGCCCCAUCCUCAGCAUUUCUUGUCAAGCUGUUCCUGGAUCUCUUCAACGUGUCCACUUUUCAUCAUCAGAAUCGGGUAAAGGUUUACUUCCCCAACAGGUGGUUGAAGAUUUCAAAUUGGAGAUGUUCGAUAGACAUCAGAAUCAUGUCGAACCAGGAACUGAAGUAGAGCUGGACGUCCAUGGGUUCUCUUUCCUGGAUAAGAUUGGUCUAAAGCGCAAGGUUGAUAAUGAUGGUUGUGUUGAUCUUAGUGGUAUCUUGAAAGUCACAGAAGGUUAUGGUAAACCAGUGUCUAUCACUGUCAAAUAUAAUGACAACAUCAUCUUUACAAAAAAGUUUCAAAUUGAGAAACGGGAGCUGAGGAUUGCGACAGAGGUACCUGAGGUUUGUCCUGCAGGCUCAAAGCUAACAGAUGUUGCUUUUGAGGUUGUAAAUGUUGAAGGUGAUGUUGAUCAAACUGUUGACGAUGAAGUCAAGCACGGAAAAUCACACACAUUAAGAUUGAUGACAGACCUGGUAAAUGACAAUUCUGUAAGAUAUGCUUUUCAGAAGGGGCGAUGCACUAUUCCAUCGAUUACUCUUCCUCAGACAGCAGGACGUUUCUGCAUUGAGGCUGCUCACUCCCUCUACCGAGAACUACGUGUGAAAUUUGAGGUUACACUCUCAAGAUCAACUCGUACAGAUUAUGAUACCACGUCUGAUCUCCAAGGUACGGAAGAGCUUGAUUGUGAUGUACCACAAUUUUCAGAUGAGAGGUUCUCAUCCCCUUCAGCUACUUAUGCUGCAAAUAAUUUGGAAAACAAGGGGCUUGAGUUUCAGAACUCAAAGGUAACUGUUCCGGUACCUAAGGAGGAGUGUGAUACAUUAUCUUCCCUCCAAACUCCGAUGAUGAAGCAGGAAAAAUCCUCACCUGUAUUAUUUUCUGAAUCAAAGUUGCAAAAGCAGCAGGCUACCCUUGCACAAAAUUUAAACAAGAAAUCUGAUUUGAAAUGUGAGCACGACAACGAUAUGUUCAAAACUCCAGAGAGGAAGAUCAUAUGUGCUGAUUCUUAUACGCCUGAGAAGGCGAUAACCUUAUCGGGAUCUGAUUUACAGCAAUUUGAGAUUGCUGAAAAAGACAUCCACGAUCAUGGGUCCUGUAUUAAAAAUAUAGAAGGCGACUUGAAAUGGGCUAUGGUGCACAAGGGUCACAUCACGGAAGAACUGAGACUUUUGCAAGCUGAAUUAGAAGUGCUGCCACUGCCAUUAUCGCAAUUAAAUUCCAUGUCUCAGAAAGAAGUGGUGCAGGAAAAAAUAGAAAGCAAGGUUGAUUCAGCAGCUGCAAUAUACAGUAUUGCUUCCCAGGACAUGAAAUUAAAAAAUCAACUCCCGGAUUUCAUGGGCGAUGUGGUUGGCCUUGUUGCCCUUCUUGCAACAGCACCUACACCUACGCAUAGUUGCUUAUUUGCUGAAUAUUUGGGGGAAGAUCAAAUGCUAGGAAUUGUCUGCCUAUCCAGUGCUGCUAUAGAAACACCUGAUGUUUACGAAACAACCAUAAAUUACCUAGCUGAAGAGUUGGGAAGAAGUUUUGAAGGUCGUCAACUAUUUAUAUGUCUUGAGGAUAUCAGGGCAUAUACCGGGGAUGUAUUAGAGAAUGAUCAUCAAAGAAGGUUGGAUUUACCAAACCCUACGUUGCCUGAUGGAUCAACUCCGCCUGGUUUCUUGGGGUAUGCUGUCAAUAUGAUUGACAUAGAUGCCGAACACAUUCAAGUCAAGACAGUGACAGGGCGUGGCCUUCGUGAGACCUUAUUUUAUCAUCUCUUUGGGGAUCUCCAAGUGUACAAGACGAAGGAGGAACUGAAGUAUGCUCUUGGCUGUAUAACAGAUGGUGCAAUCUCCCUAGAUGGAUGGAUCAUGCGCAGAAAGGGCACAGUUUCAUUAGGAUCCAUGCAUGUGGACGUGCAUUUUCCUGUCAUUGCUAAGGAGCAAGUGUCUUCAGAUAGAGAGCAGAUCUUGGAAGAUAUUACAGAAAAGAAAUCAGAACUGAAGCGGGUGACUGAAGUCAUUCCUUACAUCAUUGAAAAGCGGGAAAUCUGUUUGAGCGAAUUUGAAGGCAAAAAAGCUGGGUUCCUGAAGUUAAUUGAAGAUAAGGAAGCAACAUAUAAACUCAGAUUAUCACAGCAGUCCUUGCAAACAACUCCAACGGCGCCUGCUGCCACACAAAGUCCUUGUUAGUAGUAGUGUUUGGAACAUCAGUUUCGUAUUUGAGCGUACAUUGCAUGGUAAACUGAUUUUGGUAGGUGAAGGGGCAAAGUGCCAAGGUUUGUAUGGUUGUUUAGUCGUACAAUGAUGCCAUAUUUUGAUGGUGAUGUAUAUAUACUUUUGGUGUUAAAGACAGAAGGAACUUGUGCUAUACAAAUGAUUUUUGCCAA
Molecule: messenger RNA, 5812 nt
Organism: Chenopodium quinoa (quinoa)
Lineage: Eukaryota; Viridiplantae; Streptophyta; Magnoliopsida; Caryophyllales; Amaranthaceae
Exons: 39
Coding region: 570-5615 (1681 amino acids)
Source: RefSeq, a predicted model, not a curated record